This is a messenger RNA of Cyphellophora europaea CBS 101466, 1389 nucleotides long. RefSeq lists its product as uncharacterized. The record is from RefSeq and is a predicted model, not a curated record. Lineage: Eukaryota; Fungi; Ascomycota; Eurotiomycetes; Chaetothyriales; Cyphellophoraceae. Bases 1 to 1389 code for a protein of 462 amino acids. The transcript is spliced from 4 exons.
AUGCACGUCCACUCGUUCCUGCCCAUCUUGGGCCUCACGCUCGCUACUAUUGCCUCCGCCCAGGACAACUCCACCCAAAUCCCCGUCGUUCAGGCUGGCGCUGUCAAUCCGGUUGCCAACACCAAGCGCUCUCUGAUUCCUGCCUCGGCCGCUCGCCGUAACGUUGGCAAACGCGCCCAGAAUGGUAUCUGUGAUGCUCUCCCCAGCAAAUGGAGCUACAUGGGAUGCUUCAGCGAUAGUCCCAGCGACCGUGUCCUGGCUGGCGCGAGCGAAUGCCUCGAUACCAACGGCCCCGAUGGCAUGACACAGGAGAAGUGUAUCGAGUACUGCGACCAGAAAGGAUACUCUCUUGCUGGCGUCGAAUGGGGCCAGGAGUGCUACUGCGGCUACGCUCUCGACUCGUCUAGCAUCAAGGCUGCAGAGAGCGACUGCAGCAAACCCUGUACCGGCAACACCGCUGAAGUCUGCGGUGAGGGCGGUCGCAUCAACGUCUUCACCAACGGUGACACAGCUCCUGCCAUCCUUGCUGCCACCGGCGACUUCACUUCCAUUGGCUGCUAUUCCGAUUCUGCCUCGGCCCGCACCCUAACGACCUCUGUCAGCCUGCCUGGCAACGUCAGAGUCAGCGACUGUACCACGGCUUGUGAAGCCAAGGGCUUUCAGUAUGCUGGCCUUGAAUUCGGCGGUGAAUGCUACUGCGGAGCAUCAAUCCAAAAUGGUGGCGCCCCGAUCGCUGACAGCAAGUGCAACAUGGCUUGCUCGGCGGACAAGACACAAUAUUGCGGUGGUGCUGGUGCCAUCAAUAUUUACAAGAGCAACCAGCCCCAACAAGGUCCCAGCACUAUUCCCGACGGUUGGUCGUCAAAGAACUGCUACACUGACAGCCCAUCCAACCGCGCCUUGUCUUACCAGAUCCCCAACUUCAGCUCCUUCAGCAACGCUCAGUGCAUCUCCGAAUGCUCCAGCCGUGGCUAUUCCCUUGCCGGCAGCGAGUACGGCUCCGAAUGCUACUGCGGCAACACCAUCGACAACGGCAACAGCCCCGCCACAAGCGGCUGUGACAUGGCUUGCAACGGCAACCACGCCGACACCUGCGGUGGCGCCGGUCGCAUCAACAUCUUCACCAACGCCUGCAGCGGCACCCCUGGCUGCCACUACGGUUAUGGCCUGAUCCGUGAGAUCGACUACAUCUCCACGCACGACUGCAUGGCCCAAUGCCAUGCCGACCCCGAGUGCCAGUCUAUUCAAACCGGCACCGAGCACCUCAGCGGCGACCUCGUCUUCUGCAAUCUCUUCAAGUACCCGGUUGCGGUCGUUCGUGCCCAGGGCUAUGACAACGAUGCCCGCUGCAACUCGUUCACUCUGUACGAGAGCAGCUGCGCUUUGUAA